This is a messenger RNA of Penicillium argentinense, 9687 nucleotides long. RefSeq lists its product as uncharacterized. The transcript has 2 exons. The record is from RefSeq and is a predicted model, not a curated record. Lineage: Eukaryota; Fungi; Ascomycota; Eurotiomycetes; Eurotiales; Aspergillaceae. Bases 1 to 9687 code for a protein of 3228 amino acids.
AUGGGGAGAAUUAAGAAGGCGGCUAGCCAAAAGCAUGAGGCUACGAUUUCGCCUUUCCUUGAAGAAUUCAUCGGCAAAACGACGAGUCUUCCAGUCCCCGAGCUUCCUGCACACCUCAACUCGUUCCCUCGCUUGUGGCCCUUCCCUCGCGGCGACCUCUACCACUGGAUCACUGUUCUCGACCGCUUCGAUGGCAUUCUGGCUACCGUUAUCCACAAAUACUUCUUAAACAUCGGCCCCCAGACUCAAUCAUUCGGUCGGACUGUUCUGGCGGAAUCAUAUGCUGCCGAUCCCAGCAAGGCCCCCGCGGAGGGCAUCGACGCCAAGCUGAAUGCGCUGGGGUACGGACCUCAGGGAGACCGAGAGCUACUGGAGGCGAUCUUGAACUUCUCGCGCCUGCUCCUGGAGAAAUGUGGCAACCGCAGCCUUUACAGCAGCAGCGAGCGGCUUGGUGAUCUUUUGAACACUACCUCACUCUCACUUCUCGAAUGCACCCUUCGUCUGGCUCUGUGUCUGGCACAGCGCUACCACUCCCGCCAACGGGGCACUCAUGCGCAGAACAUGCUGGCCACGCAUUACAACAUCGAUCUUGAGAAGAUGCAAAAGAUUGCCGCGCCAUUCCCUCGCCCAUUUGUCACGACCAAAACUCCAACCCCUGCAUCUCCCGCCGUCGGGGCUAAGGGGAAGGACAAAGCUCCUUCGACCAAGCUGAAUGCAAACGAGCUCGUCUCUCUUGUGCGCGAUGACCAAGGCUGGGAAGAAUGGGGAAAUGUCCGCGUUCUCUACUAUCCUUCCGGGAACACGGAACAUACCAGGACAACCUCUGAAUUUGGCCAAGGUGAACAGGGCCCCUAUGCCCCAUCUACGCCUACGCCGCUGCGUCGGAGUACAACUCAUCCCACUCCACGUUCAAGCCGGGCUCCCAAUGGGGACGAGACCCCAGCACCUGCACCAAUUACAGGUGGCAAGGCCGAGGAGCCUUCACGCAGCGGCAAAAUUUUGGACCUUCCGCAUGCCAAGAUCUCUGCUGGAAAGGCCGAGGAUAUUCUCGCAACAAACGUGCCACACUUGCCCUUGGAGUCGAAGUACGAACUGCUCCAAAAGGUUCGCGUUGCCCAAGCCUUGUCCGGGUCGCGGGAGACACGAGAGCAGAUCCUCUCGAUCCGUGUUCUUGCUGUGACAAACUUGGCGUAUGUCCAAACCGAGUCUGCGUUCCAGCAGAAGAUUCUUCAGUAUGAUUUGGAACAAUCAAAGCGUCUUCAAUUGACGUACCAACUUGCUGAGUUGGUUCACCUCGGUGCUAGUGGCGACUUGGCUGUCUCGCGGACCCUGCAAACGUUGGCAAUCCAAGCACUUGAUGCCCUGGCAAAGCACAAAUCUCGUGCCGUCGAUGUUUGUGGCGCCUUGAGUGUUAACGUCAACCAUGGCGUUCUGAUGUUUCUCACCCGUAAAGUUGUCAAUGAGCUGGGCACAGAGAACGAUGGUACCGAUGAUUCAUACCACGACGAAUGGCGCGAUGCCCUGCUUGCUCUCUUGCGGACCCUCCCCAGCUCAAGCUCACGUACGCCAGAGACCCUGGUUGCGGCUGGUCUGAUCCCCAUGUUCGUUGAUAUUCUUACACUUCGAACCGACAAAGCCCGCCGGGUUUAUUCUCGCAUUAUGGAGUUCCUGGACACAUUUGUUCAUGCCGUUCGAGAUGCUCUGGCCACGCUCACAACAGCAAAGGGGUUUGAUGCAAUUUCUGAUUUGAUUGAUUUUGAGACUAAGACUGCGUUUGAAAAUGUUUCGAACGGAGCCGGGUUCCCUGAUCGGUACAAGAACCCUUCGAUCGAUUACCAAAUCCCUUAUUUCCAGCAGCAAACCUUGCGGUGGAUGUUCCGCUUUGUCAACCACAUAAUGCAGCACAAUGGCGGAGGGUUUGACCGUGUCUUGCGAAACCUCAUUGACUCCCCUCAACUCCUGACCUCGCUGAGACUGGUGUUCGAGAAUGCACGUAUCUUCGGCUCGCACGUCUGGAGUAAUGCCGUGAACAUUCUGAGCAGCUUCAUUCACAAUGAACCCACCAGCUAUGCGGUCAUCGCUGAAGCAGGUCUUAGUAAGAGCCUUCUUGCAGCCGUGAUGGGCCGUGAGCUUCAGGCUGAAGAGAAGCCACCUACUGUGGAGUCUGAGGACGCGAAUGCUGAAACGGCGCCAUCCGCAUCAUCUCCGACCGCGGCUGAAUCUACUCCCGCGCAAGAGAAAAAAGAGGGCCGCGAGUAUGCUAUCGUGAGACCUCGCAAUACUUCCCUCGCCCCAGGUAUCAUUGCUGCCGCCGAUGCCUUGGCCUGUAUCCCUGCGGCCUUUGGAGCUAUCUGCUUGAACUCUUCUGGAUUGGAUCUGUUCCAGUCAUCCGACGCGUUGGAGAGCUUCUUUGAGAUUUUUGAGAACCCAGAGCAUAUCAAGUGCCUGAAGGACGACCCCAACCUGAUUCGAAACCUUGGUACGACCUUUGAUGAACUUGUCCGUCACCACCCUGCUUUGAAGACAUCCAUCAUGUCUGCUGUUAUUGUCAUGGCUGCUCGCGUCAAUAUGCUUGGCAGAGCCAAGGCCUGGGAAUUGGGAAUGGGCACCAAAUUGUGGAUCGAGGAUGCGCAGGGACAGACUGUCCUCGCUGGAGAUAUUUCGUCUCUCUUCCGGAGUAUUGGUCAAAAUGUCGAUAUGCCAGUGACCGAUCCUGCCUCGCUCGGAGUGCCUCAUCUAAAUGCUACAUCGCUUCCUAAUGGUGGGAAGCUCGUUCUCGGUGACCUGAGCGGGCUGCUUCCUUCACCGGAUGCUAGCUUUGAGCCGAGAGAUCUCGACGAGCAUGGUCUUACUGUGACUGACUACGUAUUCCCUGCGAUCAGGUUCCUUGGCGCCUUUUUUGAGAACCAACCCAACUGCACAGCGUUUAUCCAGGCUGGAGGGUCGGAGUUCGUGCUUGAUUACGCGACUCUACAAAGCAUGUCGUUCGAUUUCCACAACACCGAUGCCAAUCAGGAGCUCACGGUGCUUGUACACAUGCUAUCCGAGACGAAGCCACACCUCAUCAUCCCAUCUCUGAUGCACCGCGCACAACUCGCAGUGGAUAACCUCGCCCUCUUUUCCACGUCUCCCAGCUCGACUGGAUUUUUCACUGCAUUGACUAGACCAACGAAUCCCAAGGAGCGGGCUCCGGAACCUUCACCGGCUACUGAGCAGGGUACAUUCUUCGCCAAGCACCUCAACGCCGUUCUGAUCCUCACGGAUCUCCUUCGCGAGAUUUUCGCAAUGCCGCUUUACCAGACUCGCUCAGCUCAGAAUGCUGUUCCUUUCUCCCAGGUCAACCUUGCGGACCGGUACUGCAAUUUGAUUGCCUCUCUUGGCAAUCUUCAAGCAGCAUGCGUGUGGGAAGAGAUCAUGCUCGAGAAGAACAUCCCCGAGAAAUGGGUUCACUCUACGAAAGCUCCUGCGAAGAAAUCCACCGAACCCUCCCAGGGCUCUUCCGACCCUCUUGGUGGUAUCCAACGCGAGAGCUCUGGUGCACCCGAAGGUGGAAAAACUCCCGCACCUCAAGAUAAUGAAAACGACGAGACCAAGGAAGACGAGAAGUCCGCAGCUUUCAAGAAUGUUCAGACUCUUCGUUACUUGUUGAGCUCUCUGCCAUCCUCGGUCACUGGUUUCUUCCACAAUCUAGGACUUGGUCUCAUUGGCAAGAGACGGCCAACUUCUGACCAAAAGGCAAAGCAGAACGCCAGCACGGUGGCCAAUGCUAUCGCCGAGUCCGUUCUUCGCCAGCUUCAGGUGCCCGCUGCCAACCAGUGCGACAGCCCGAAGCAUCGAUUUGCAUAUCUCAUCGUCACUCUUUCCUCGUUCUCGCACCUGCUUUACGAGAUUGCAACCGAUCGCCCUCAGUCGAACUACCUUACUCUCGUCUUGGUAGCAUUUAAGCGACAAAACGGAUUGAAUGUUUUGAAGGAGAUCAGCGACAUGUUCAUGCGUGAGAUCGAGUCUCUCAAGCCAGCCGAAUAUGCUCCUCAUACCGACAAGAAAAUGCCGGAUGAGCUCACCUCUGCCUAUGGUGGAAUCAAGAUCAUCCUUGGUCUGUUUUCCGAGCUUGUCGGUGGCAAGAGUAUUGUGGACUCCAGUCAGACCCAAGGCUUGUCUACCCACCAGGACCGCGAUCGUGGUAGCCCUGAGCACUUCCAACCAGGUCAAUUCGUUGUGGAUCUCCGUAUGGAGAUUCUUCCAAUGGCCCAGGAAAUGUGGAACUCCGACUUUGCGACCCAGUCCGAGAGCGCGAUCAUUAAGGGUCUUGUUGAUAUUCUGCGAUCAUCGCUGGACGGUGAAUGGGAGACCGGGGCUGCUCAUGAAACGGAUACCCUGCCUGUUCUGACCGAGGUUUCACGCAAGCCAUUCGUGGUUAUCAAGGAGCGUGCGGCUCAUCUUAUUGAAAAGGGAUUUCUCGAUAACGAGCUUAACAAAGAAGCCCUCUAUCGCUGUAACAAUGUCGUUGCCCAUGCUGAGGAAUAUUGCAAGGCACAGAAAUGGCUCCGGGCACCCCCACGACUCGCCCCGGCUUCUAGUGACAUCCAAACCGGACCCUCGGAAGUUGCUUCUGGUGGAGAGGGGGCUGACGAGCCUGUCGGUCCAGAUGGCACGCCAUUCAACAGUGGUUUCUUGGAACGCUCUGGUCUUGCUAUGCUUCUGGCCCAGGCUACCGGAAGACCUGUGGAUGAUCCUAUGAACCAAGAGCAUGAAGAUGGGCGUGACAUGGAUCCCCUCAUGCGAGAUGGUCUUGCCCGCGCCAUAUCUAAUGUCCUGCAUGACGAUGAAGGCAUGAGCGCAGAAGACCGAAGUGGAUCGUCAAAUCAAAGUCGCGGCCAGGACUCUCAUUCCCACUUGCCUCCUCUCGAACCCGCCAGUGCUCCUCAGCCUCCGGCCGCAGCCGAGUCUACCCCUCGUCGCCAGUUGAUUACUAUCGAAUCGUUGGACAAGGAGCGCGAGAAGAUUAGAUCUAAUCUCAUCGAUCGCUGUCUGGACGUAUUGAAUGAGCAUCAUGACGUUUCCUUCGAGCUGGCCGAUCUUAUCAACUCUGCUAUCAAAAAACACCCUGAGCCUGAGAGUUUCCGACGAGACAUUGGAGAGACUCUUGUUCAAUCUCUGGUGUCUCUGCAAAUGGAAAAUUUCCAGACUGCCGGAAAGAAGAUUGCUGCUUACGCCCACAUUCUUGCAUUGGUUCUUCAGGACCGGAAUAUGUACAGCGCAACUGUUGACGAGCUCCGGGAUUGCUUCUCUACUUUUCUUGGAUUCGUCAAGCUUCCCGAGAACUCCGACGAUGACAAGUUUCCCUGGGUCGGUCAUGUGCUUUUGAUUCUGGAGAAGCUCCUGUCGGAUGACUGCAAACCGCCUCAGAUCAAUUGGACUCCGCCAACUCCCGAUAAUCCCAACUCUGGUGGCGAGGGCCCUGCUCAUCUGGAGGAGCCAAAGGUCCCCCUCGAGGAAAAGACCAAGCUUUUCGAGUCGUUAGUGGAAAUCCUUCCCCGCGUUGGCAAAGACAGCACCCUCGCUCUGUCCAUCUGCCGCGUGCUGGUCAUCCUUACUCGUCACCGCAGCAUUGCCGCCCGCUUUGGCGAAAAGCGAAACCUACAGCGCCUAUUCGUCAUGGUCAAGCAGCUGGCCAGUGCUUCGAAUGACAAGCUUCAAAGUUCGUUCAUGCUUAUUCUGCGACAUAUCGUCGAGGACGAAGCCACCAUCCGGCAAAUCAUGCGGAGUGAAAUCGUCGCCAACUUUGAGUCGAAAAAUUCACGCCAGCUCGACACUCAGGGUUACGUGCGACAAAUGUAUCACCUGGUCAUCAGGGCCCCCGAGAUUUUUGUGGAAGUGACCAACGAAAAGCUGAGGUUGGUUCGCUACGAUCCUAGCCAGCGUUCACAAGUACUUGGAUUGAAGGCCGAUAAAGACCGUGCUUCCCGUCUUCGUCAAGGCAAGGCACCUGAAGAUGCUAAGGCCGAGUCAGCGGGUGAACCAUCCACUUCGGAGGACAACGAGAAAGACAAGAACCAGACCAAGGCAACUGAACUCAAACCACCUGUGGUGGAGAACCCAGAUGGCGUGAUUCAUUAUCUGUUGUCUGAAAUCCUCUCUUACAAGGACGUCGAUGACAAGGAACCCCCUACGGAAUCAUCAGGAAAUUUCGACAGCGAUCCCGAAUCUCAACCCCAAACUGAUGUCGACAUGAACCUGGAGGACAAUGAGCCUGUAUUCACGUCUGCUGUCACACCCGAGCCGCAGACUAAUCGUUCUGCAAAGAAGGGCGAGAAGCCGUCAUUCAAGGCCGAAGAACACCCCAUCUACAUCUACCGCUGCUUCCUUCUCCAGUGCUUGACGGAGCUCCUGUCGUCGUACAACCGGACCAAGGUGGAGUUCAUAAACUUCUCCCGCAAAGCCGAUCCUCUUGCUACAACACCAUCGAAGCCUCGUUCUGGAAUUCUCAAUUAUCUGCUCAAUGUACUGGUUCCCAUUGGUACUAUGGAGCAUGAUGAGUCUCUGGCAUUUAAGAAGCGCAGUAUCACUUCGACAUGGACGAUGCAGGUGCUUGUUGCUCUGUGCACGAAAACUGGUGAAUUUGGAGGCGUCGGCCGCCGUCGCAAUGAACACAAGCGGAAUGAAGAAGAUGAACCAGAGCUCACCUUCGUGCGCCGUUUCGUUCUUGAACAUGCUCUUCGAUCCUACAAGGAUGCCAAUGCUUCUACCGAGCCGCUAGACUCCAAGUACUCCAAACUGAUGUGCCUCGCGGAUCUCUUUGAUAAGAUGCUCAGUGGCUACUCUUACUCUCAGGAUGCCGGUUUCCCGUCCUCAACAAGACAGCUGGCGAAGACAAUGUUCGAAAAACACUUUAUCCCAGCGCUGACUGCCUCUGUCGCUGAAAUCGACCUGAAUUUCCCCUCGUCGAAGCGCGUCAUCAAGUAUAUCCUCCGUCCACUGAACAAGCUUACCCAAACGGCUGUGCUCCUCAGUGAAACAUCUGAUAUCUCGAAUCUUGGCGAAGUCGAUGACGAUGAAAUCUCUUCGGCCACUUCUGUCUCUGACAUGGAGGAUGAGCGGGAAGAAACGCCUGACCUUUUCCGUCAUUCUACUCUCGGAAUGCUCGAACCCCGACAUGAAGAGGAGACCAGCUCGGAAGAGUCCGAAGGCGAAGAUGAUGAGAUGUACGAUGACGAGUACGACGAAGAAAUGGACUACGAAGAGGACGUCCCCGAGGACGAUGGUGAAGUGGUCAGCGAUGAAGAAGACGAGGACGUCGAUGGUGUCGGUCCCAUUGAAGGUCUUCCCGGGGAUGCAGUCGAAGUCAUUAUCGAUGAAGAUGACGAAGAUGAUGACGAUGAUGACGACGAUGACGACGAGCACGACCACUCUGACAUGGAAGAAGAUGAAAUGUUCGCUGGUGAAAUAACUGGUGAUCACGACAAUGACAGCCUCGCAGACGGCGAAGAGGACGAGUGGGAAAGCGAAGAAAUGACCGAAGACGAAGAAGAAGAUGAGAUGAUGAACCAGCUCGAAGAUGAUUUGGCAGACAUGCAUCAAUCCAGUCGCCAAACCGAAGGUCACCAUCGCAUCGACGAUCUAUUCCGUGCCCUGAACGAUGCCGCAGGAGGCGGCAUGGGUGAUCUUCACGAUCAAGGUCUUGGGGGAGAUAUUCACGAUGAAAUCCUUGACGAACUGAAUGAAGACGAAGGUGAGUUAUCAGCGGGCCAUACGGUCACCAGCGAAUCCUCGUUUCGGCACUCACGACGUAUCACAGAUGACGGAGACGAGAUGGAUGAACUAGAAGAGGAAGGAGAUGAUUAUGAUGACUAUGAUAUGGAAAAUGGCUCCGAUGGGGAAAUGGAAGGUGAGUACCAUCUCUACGACUCAGAUGACUCUGACCAUCCCGUGUUCCUGUUCGAUAUGCCUUGGCAGGUACUCGAGUGGCUUCGUGGCCCCGAUGCUGCGAGGUAUGUUCGCGGAGCGGGAGGCACAGGGUUAGUCAUAAAUGGUGUCAGAUUUCCUCUAACAGGUCCUGAAGAUGAUGAUCUACUCGAACCUUGGGGCUGGGAAGGAGACGAACUUCCGGCAGCUCGUGGUCCCAACCGCUUUCGCGGCGCUCCAGGACCGGCCUGGGCGACUGUCACUGAAAUCAUGCCUGGUCGCCAUGGCGGCCUCGUUCCUAUCCAACCUUACCACCGUGUCCACCGAACACAAAUUCCUGGAGGACGUGGUAACGACGACGGUACAAACCCCUUGCUCUUGCGCAACGACCGCGGGGAUGGCGCUACCCAGAUUCGUGGACAAGGUCCCGAAGACUUCACUAACUGGCCUCCUCUGGAUGCCCAAGGGGGACAGGGCCGCAUCGUGGGAAUGGACAGCCCCAUGAGCUUCAUGAAUGCUAUCAUGCAGGCCAUCGGUGGUGGUCAAGCACAGCCUGGUGUGGGAGUCGUCACUCGCCCAGAUGGCAUUCAUAUCCACGUCGACCGCAGCACUGUCCUGCCUCAUAACCGCCUGAACGAUAUGUUUGGACUCAGCCGAGGACAGACCAGCCCCCCUCGCGGCCGCGACGAUCCCCAUAAUGCUGUGAAGUUUUCCUUGUCUACGACCAAAAACCGCUGGCAAGAGGAAGCCCGCAUUCUCUUCAGCAGCACCUACAUUGAGAAGACCCAGCGUGUCAUGAACUCGUUGCUAGCCCUUCUGGUUCCUCCUGCCAUGGAAGAAGAUAAGCAACGUCGCAAGCAGCUCGAAGAAGAGCGUAAGAAGGCUCAGGAGGAGCAGGCGGAGAAAGAACGUCAAGAGCGGAUCGCCCGCGAAGAGGAAGAGCGCGAACGUAAGCGCAAAGAGCAGGAAGAGAACGCUCGACGACAGGCCGAGCGGGAGCAGCAGGAAGCCGAGCGGCAAGCCGCUGGAGGCGAUGAGCCUAUGGAAGAUAUUCAGCAGACAGGCUCUGCACCCGAAGAUGCUGCUAUUCAGCCUGGGGCCGAGCCUGCUGAGCCUAGAGAACGAGUUCACACGACCAUUCGUGGCCGUCAACUCGAUAUUACUGGCCUCGAAAUCGAUCCUGAGUACCUUGAAGCGCUGCCAGAAGAACUCCGGGAGGAGGUCAUUAUGCAACAGCUUGCGGAACAGCGGUCACAAGCCGCUGCCGCGGGCGAGGAACCCACCGAAAUCAACCAAGAGUUCCUCGAAGCCCUGCCUGCGGAGAUUCGUGAGGAGUUAUUGCAGCAAGAAGCCGCUGAUCGACGCCGACAAGAACGUGAAAAUGCCCGCCGACAAGCCGCUGCUGGCGGUACUCAGCCGCACGCGGAGGAAAUGGAUACCGCCAGCUUCUUCGCCACUUUGGAUCCUUCUCUUCGCCAGGCUGUUCUUGCAGAACAGCCAGAGGAGGUGCUCGCGAACUUGCCACCUGAGUACUUGUCAGAGGCACGAGCCCUUGGCGGUAGACGCAUGGCACAGUUUGGCGAUAUCUCCGGUAUUCCUGGAAUGGAGGGUCGUCAGCGAGAUGAGCCCACUGAAGAUCAAGAACCGAAAAAGCAACAGCGGCGACAGAUUGUUCAGAUGCUGGAUAAGGCCGGCGUCGCUACACUUCUCCGUCUGAUGUUCAUGCCCCCUGCAAGGCAAUGCCCGACACCAAUUGAACGAUAUUCUUCACAACGUUUGUGA